This is a messenger RNA of Oppiella nova, 1194 nucleotides long. NCBI's taxonomy places the organism in Eukaryota, Metazoa, Arthropoda, Arachnida, Sarcoptiformes, Oppiidae. The record is from the annotation of a GenBank genome assembly.
CAUAUGUUUUGUGAACUUUAAAUCAAAUUUAAACUAAUUUUUCAACUCUUUGUGAAUGCAUUUGAAACACGUGUUUGUGGUUAACAUGCAAUGGAUUAGACAUCUGAAGAGAUAAUCACAUCAACACAUCCGCCACACAAUGUCUUCAAUGGAUGACAGGAAUGGCAAACAUAGAGACAAUCGCUUAAGACGUGAGCCACUCAUACGGAACAGUAGUUUGUGGGUAAACGCCGGCGAAACGGAUCCGAUGGGCAGCCGAUUCAAGAUCGCGGACACAGACUUCUUGGACGACAUCACCGAACGGACCAAUUGUCCCAAAUGUCACAAAUCGCGUAAAUAUUACUGCUAUUCGUGUUAUGAACUGAUGGACGACAUCCGCGAUCGGGUGCCACGAGUGACACUUCCCGUCAAAGUGGAUGUCAUUAAACACGUGCAGGAAGUGGACGGCAAGUCUACCAGUCCUCACGUCAGGCUCAUCGCACCACAAGACACCACUGUCCACACGUUCCCCGACAUUCCCGACUAUAGGCACCAAAGGGUAGUACUGGUGUUCCCGGCGCCCAAUGCCCGCACCCUUAAGCAGGUGUUUGCUGAUGGAGUUACCGAUGAGGAGAUACCGGUGACCAUAGAGACAAAGGUCUUGGAGCUGAGCGGUGAGAAUAUGUUGUCUGAGCGCUGGAAUGUAGGCGCUAAUGGAAAAGAGUGGAACGACUCCCGAAGGGUGUGGACUGUGGACAGCCUACAUGAUUGCACACCACAUCUGCCGCCACACUCUGACAAAGAGUCGACACUAUCGACAACAGGAAUGCCUUUCGAUAGAGUGGUGUUCAUCGACAGCACGUGGCGUCAGACCCGUCAGAUUCUGAAGGACCCCCGGAUCAGCCCAUUACUGACCACAUCGACUGUGAUAUUAUCAGAACACGAGUCCCUGUUCUGGAGACACCAACGAGACUCUCCCCGAACCUAUUUGUCCACAAUUGAAGCCAUCUAUUACUUCUUCGUCGACUUGCAGGUGAUAUUAGAUGAAAGAGACGGCAAUUGCGGUGAUUAUGACCACAGAUAUGAUAAUUUGCUCUUCUUUUUCAAACACACGUAUAAUAAGUUAAGACUUAAGUAUAAUGUUUAGGAUAAUAUUGUAUUUCUUAAAUCUUUACCAUUGGUUUGAUAUAAAAAUGUGUUUUAAUUAAUGACUGU